AUCACACAUGCGCCAUAAUGGCGGGUACUGUCUUUCUUUCAAAAGUUCUGGACGUUUCUGAAUUAGAAUCGUUAUCUGAAGAUAUUAAGGGAAAAAUUGAGAGUUCGUUUGGAAACAAAGAAGCUGAAGUAGACGAAUUUAAGGCCAAAUAUGAACGUCUCCGCGUAAACUCGGAGCAACAGUAUUUUGAACUUGAGAAGAAAUUGAUCAACAGCAACAGUCAACUUGAGACUGAGACUGAGACAAGGAGUGGUCUACAGACACGCCUCACUGAUAUAGAAACCAAGUAUGAUGAGGCAAGUUCCAAACUCAAGACUCUUGAAACUUCCCACCAGUCCAGUGAAGCCACACAGGUGCACCUUGAGAAUGUGCGGAAGCAGCUGGAGGCGGAGAAAAGAGAGCUGAACCUGGUGCUGGAGAAACGAAGCAAGGAGAUCACCAGACUCAACGAUGAAUUGAAAGUUUUCACUGACAAGAACGCUGCUUUAAGCCAGGAGAAGUGUGAGAUCCAGGCCAAGCUGGGGGGGCUUCAGUCACAAGAAGUGUCCCGAGAGUACCGUGAGAAGCGACUUGUUCAAGAGAAGGAGCACAUGCAGAAGCAGAUGGACUGGCUGAAUGGGGAGCUGAAGAGCAAGACGAACGACCUGAUCAAUGUCAAGAAGGAGAGGGCCAGCAAGCUCCUGGACGUGCAGUCGAAGCUGGACGAGAAAGUGGAGGAGCUGAAUCACAUGCAGCUAUCCCUUGAUUCUCUGAAGAAGUCCAAGGAGGAACAGGCACUGAGAAUUGAUUUCCUCAUUCAGAAAGUCAAGGAUACCCGUGACGCUCAGACACAAUCAGACGAACAGUUCCGCCAGGAGAUUGCUGCUCAGGGGAAACUGGUGCAGUUGUACAAGACGUCGUCAGAGGAGGGUGACACAAAGGUGACCGAGUUGACGCGGGCGGUGGAGGAGCUGCAGAAGCUCCUGAAGGAAGCCUCCGAUGCCCAUUCCAAGCUGGAGGGAGAGCAGAAUCAGAUUGAAGAUGGCUUCAGGGAUCAGUUGAAAGCUAAAGACGUGAAGACGGGGAAACUGGAGCAAGAGCUGAAGAACGCCAAUGAGCUGCUUGUUGCCGUGAAAGCCAAAGGUGCUGCCAAACUCAGCGAUGAAGCGAUAGAAGCCUUGUCACCAUCCGCAGCUGCAACAUCCAAAAUACUCAAGUCGGGCAUGACCCUCACACAGAUUUACAAUGAGUACGUGGUCUCUUCUGAGAAUCUGGAACUGGAGCGAGAAGAAAACAAACGUCUCAACCAGUACCUUGACCAGAUCCUACAGGAAAUCGAAGAGCGUGCACCACGUAUGAAGAAACAGCGUGAGGACUACGAGAUGUCACUGCAGACCAUUAGUCAGCUGACGUCACAGCUCGACACAGCCAUGCUGGAAUCUGAAAAGUUGCAGCGUGAGGGUGACGAAUACCGGCGGAAGUUGGGCCACUUUCAGAGAGAGGCUCAGAAAUAUCAACAACAGACUGUGGAUCUUGGGCACCAGGUGCGGUACUUGGUGAAGGAGGUUGAGGAGCUGAAGGGAGGUAGAGUGGUUCGGGACGAAGAUGUGUCAUCAGCGGAGGUGUCAAGUUCAUCCUCUCUCAUCUCAGGCAAACUUGUCACAUUUAGGAGCAUUGAAGAAAUGCAGAAUCAGAACCAGAGACUCCUGGGGGUGGUGCGAGAACUCAGUGACAAGCGGGAGGAGGAGGAGAAGCUGGCUACAGAUACCAAGACCCAGGAGCUUCGUGAGCAGCUCGAGAUGACUCAGGCCGAGUUGGAGGAGCUGAGAGCUGGCAAGACACGUCAGGCCGAGAUGGUGGAGUCGGUUGUGCGCCAGAGAGACAUGUACAGGGUCCUGCUUCAACAGGGGGGAUCCAUGCAGAUGCCUAUCCCUCCCAUGAUGGCGUCCACACCCCUCCCUGCUGGGGGCAGGGACAUGCACACCCCUGGUCGACACCCACCCCCAGGGAUGAGAGGCCCUGCGUCAGGACACACCCCCCAUGUGGGACCAGGCUCUCUGCAGCAGAUGGAGAAGUCUGUGUCGGAGUCUAGGACAGCCAUGAAGGAAAUGCAGUCCGAGUUCACCACUUAUAAGAAGGAAAGAUCACAAAAUGAAAGGAUGAUCAGCGAGCAGCUGGACAAGGCCAGACAGGAACUCUCCGAGAUGAAGGUGCAGAAUGCCAAGCUGGCUUCACAGCUUGACUUCUCUGCUGAGAGAUACAAGGUCCUUCAAGGCAACAUCGACGGCUACAGGAAGGAGAUCGGAGCGUUGCGGGACAAGAAUCAACAGUACUCAACAUCUGUUGUGAAACACGAACAGACAAUCAACAUGCUGAGAGAGGACUUGAUGUCUGCCCAAGAGAACGGAACAAGACUAGAAGUCCAGAAUGACAACCAACGUGCUGAGUUAAAUCUGGUGAAGAACUCGGAGCAGGGAUUGAUGCAGGAGCUAGAGAGUGUCCGGCGGGAGCACAUGUCUCAGAACAUGCUCCUUAGCAGUCUGCAGGCCAUACAGAACAAUCUUGAGCGUGCAGAGUAUGAAACCAAAACUCGGCUGAACAACCAGAUCAGUGCGUACGAGCGGGAAGUGAACUCAUUGAAGCGGAGGAUGGACGUUCAGGCCGAGGAACACCGGUCGCUGACCCGCAACUGGGAGAGCCUGGUGAAGAAUGUGCAGAUAGAACUGGAGCGUGAGAAAGCAAUGGCCCAGGACAACAAGACCAAGUUGUCCGACACCAACAAGAACGUGCUGGACCUCAAGCAGGAGCUCUCUGCAACAGAAGCGAAACUGGCUGCGGCUGAGGGCAAACUGACCCGACUCGGAGAACCCAGAAGUACUGAACGUCUGCAGAUGUCAGCAUCUGCUGCGUCUGCUGCUGUGGUGCAGACAGAUUCUUCUGAACAGGUCAAGGACCUGAGGUCAGAGGUCACCCAACUCCAGCAACAGGUAAAAUCUCUGAAGAACCAGCUGGAGACGGCAAAGAAGCACGCCCAGCAGUACAAGGCCAUCUCGGACAGCGUGGAGGAAACACUGAAGGAACAGAACAAGACAAGCAAGGAGUUCCAGCAAGCCCUGGAACAGAGAAGCCAGGACUUGAAACAAUCCAAGGAGCAGCUGGAGAAGAGGAUCGAAGCAAUGGAGAAGGAGAGACAAGAGCUGCUCAACGAGAACAUCCGCAUCUCGGAGGAGAGCCAUUCGCUGAAUGCCGACCUGAGGAAGCAGUUGGCAAGUCUCCAGAAUGAGAUGCAGGAAGCCAUACAGAGACGUGAGGCUGCCAUCGCUAAUGAGGAGGCAGCAAAGCGGGACUACAAACAGCAGGCAGACAUUGCCAUGGAUUCACAGACCAAGUACGAGAGGGAGCUGAUCCUCCAUGCCGCUGAUGUGGAGGCCCUGACGACCUACAAGAAACGGGUGGAAGAUUUCAACAAGACGCUGUCAGUCUCACAGGAGGCGGCCAAGAAAGCUGAGCAGACCCUCAAGGAGUCCCAGACGUCGUGGAUGGAGCAGGAGCGGAUCCUGAGGGAGGAGACCAAGCUGCUGGAGAAGAGGGUGCAGGACCUCACCCAGCAGAACACGGUGCUGCACGAACAGAUGCAGAAGCUGAGCGGCCAGGUGACAGCAAUACAGAAGAAGGCAUCAGUGGGCGUGGCUGGGAAAGCAGUGGGCGUGGCUGGGAAGGCUGUGGGUGAGGACGUGGCCAAGUCCUCAGAUCAGCUGCUUGAAGUCAUCAGAUUCCUGCGGAGAGACAAGGAGAUCGCAGAGACGAAACUGGAGGUGGCCCAGGCUGAGACAACACGUGUGAAUCAGAGAUUCUCUCACCUGGAGAAACAGCUGGACUACGCCAACAAGACGCUCACGGAGGAGAGGACACGAUCUCAGGUGUCUGUCCAAACUGCUGUCCAGCAUGCGGACUUGAUGAGGAAGGUGGAGAACAUGAACGUUUUGACAGACAGCAACAAGCUGCUGAGAGAGGAGAGAGACAAGAUGCAGCAGCAGGUCACAAGUCUCGAGGCCAAGAUCAGGAAGAUGGAGAGCGACAUCCAGCCCUUGCAGGCCAACCUCCGCAGUGUGCAGGCCCAGCGGGAUACACUCAGUGCCGAGAAGACGGCCAUACAGAACGAGGUGGAGCGGUGGAAGGGACGGACCAAUCACCUCAUCGAGCAGGCCAACAAGUCCGACCCAGAGGAACAUCGCAGGAUAGUGCAGGAGAGGGACAAUCUGAAGCGACAGCUGGCCCUGGUGAACGAGGAACGACACAAACACAGGGCAGAGGUGUCUAAAUUGAAUGCCAACUUGUCAACUAGUCAGACGGAGGCAAACAGUGUCAAAACACAGCUGACUCAACUGAAUGGGCAGAUUGUUACCUUGAAGAAACAGAACGAGGAGAAAUUGCAGGAUGCUGAAGAGAAAAUGAAGACAAUCAACCAGCUGAAGAAGAUAGGACGCAAGUAUAAGGAGCAGGCUGAGAACGUUGGUAAGGAGCUGGAGCAGGUCCAGAAGGAGAUGGCCGAGCUCCGCGCCAAGUCCGCCAACCAGGAAGCAGCCCAGCCCAACAUUGCUGCCAUAGAACAGGCGUCGGUGGAGGCGCGGCAGAAGCUGGCCAGUGUGGAGAAGGAGCGAGACGAGCUGAAGACGCAGAUGCAGCAGAGGGACACCCAAGUUGGUGAAGUGAAGGAACAGCUGCAGAAACAAACACAGGAGCACAGCCAGCUACAGGAGGCCUGCAACAAGCUGAAGGAGGAGAACUCGGAGUACGAGAAGAAGCAGACGCACUCACGAUCCGUGCUGCAGACCGCCAAGAACAAACUGACCAAUCAGAGAGAGCAAGUGGAGAGACUGACCAGUGAGAAUGCUGAACUGAAAAAGAGGAUUUCCACAGUGGAGACAAGUAAUAAAGAAGAACAGGACCUGCGUCAGGGCAUGCUGAAGUCUCAGUUCGAGGGCCGGAUCAGCCGGCUGGAGAAGGAGCUGCAGGACGCCCGGGGGGGCCAGGGCCCGGGGCUGGCCGAGCUGCAGCAACAGCUGGACCGAGUCCAGAGGGAGAACACAGAACUGCAGGCCAAGAUUGCUGCUCUACAGAAACAGCUUGAGUCCCAGCAGAAACACAUCAGCCAGCCUGCCUCCAUCGUCACGAGACCGGCUGCUACCACCCCGCCCAGCACAUCCACGUCGGACCAGGCUCCCAAGAUGGCCAACAUCAAGCCAAUGGCUACAGGCACCACAAGCGUGGGCCAGGCCACGCCCAUCCCCCAUAGCUCAGCUGCAGCUAAAGCCACGGCUAGCAUCCGACCCAUGGCCAUUGCACCCACAUCUGUGGCCUCAACGUCCACUGCAACACCCACGGCGACAGUCAUGCCCACAACACUGACAUCACAAGAUGUGGACGAUGACCUUCCGUCUACAUCGUCCUCCGGCCCUGCGGUCACGCCCAUCCCGUCUGUCAGUGUCCCGGGUCGACCCCAGCAGGUCCAGAUCGUCGCACCACAGAUUGAGCAGGCGCAGCCAGUAGACAUGUCCUCGGACCUGGUGGAGGAGUCAGCCCCUGCUGCAGCUAUGGAGUUGAUGCAGUCACAGAUGCAGCAGCAGCAGCAGCCGCCGCAGCAGUCACAGGUGACGCCAGUGUCCCCCCACCUGCCAUCCACAUCAUCAGGUGUGGUGGGCGACGGUGGAGCCAGUCAGUCGCUGGGGAAGAGGCAGAGGGAGGACACAGACAGUCAGGAGGAGGCAGAAACGCAGGCCAAGAGAACAAGAACACAGCAAGGUUCCCCUCUCCCAACCAUCACUCUCACUGAUGAGAACGCCCAGACGGUCAACCUGGAGUCACAGGAAGUCCUUCACCUCCAACAAACAGAGACCUUGGAACAAGAGGAGAUACCCCCUGAAGCUGCAGUUGAAAGCGUGACCCCCCAGAUAGUGGGAGCUUCUCAGGCAGACCCCGCCGGCCUCACUCAGCUGGAGGAGGUGCCUCAGCAGCAGCCCCCACAGGAGCUGUUUGCAGGACCCGAACAGACGGUCGACGCUGGGGUGGAGGGAGUGCAUGUUGACGAAGACAGCGGGGACGUGAUCAUCCUGAACAGUGAGGAGGAGGAGCCUUGUGGAGAUGAGAUGGAGGACUCGGACGAAGAGGAGGAGUAUGAGGAAGGAGAAGGUGAAUAUGAUGAUGAUGAAGACGACGAUGAUGAUGAAGAGGCUAUGGCUGAACAGGGAGAUGAGGAGGAAGAUGAUGACAAUGAUGUUGUUAUCAUUGACAUAGAUGACAACGAGCAAUCCAUGCCUUCCCAGCAGCCCCCUGCCGGCCCGGGACCUGUGAUUCAGCAACCAAUCAUAGCACAGCAUCCUGUAGUAAGUCCACGCCCAACCCCUGCCCUUCAGCCAAUCGUGCAUGGCGAGCGAUUGCCAUCUGUCAGCAUCAGGGCCCAUCUUCCGCCAUUCAUGUUAGGGGGUCAGCCAGGACCAUUCGAGGAGGAGGACUGUACCGUGCCCAGCACGCCCACCCUCUCCGUGCCGCGACGAGCAGACGGCUUCGCGGAGGCCUUGAAUUCCCCACAGGUGUCACAGAGGUUUGUGUUCGGUGCGGAAGGCAGUUUGAGCCAGCCGGAACUUGCCCAGCUGGAGUCACAGCGAGCAUUAGGUAUGGACGACACCCGGAUGGAUCUGUCGCAAUUUGAUGAUGGCGGAGGCCGUAGUGUCCCAACAACGCCGUUACAGACAUCGGCCCCAGUUGCCCUCCCUGAGGCCCAUGUAGAGGCAACGCAGACUGCACCUGCCGCAGAUGUUGGGCAGUCUGGAGUAGAAGACGUCGACACAGCGCAGCAGAUGCAAGAGGCCGCCAAAGCGGAGCAGGACCGUGAGGAGAUUGAGGAAUCAGCCUUGUUGGAGGGAGAUGCCCCCCAGGACUCCACGUCCGGUGCACCUGAUACAGACGAUGCCAGGCCCGAGACCGAGGGAGAGAAGGAAGCAGCAGAGGAAGAUGGGAGUUCAACAUCGCAGGGAGCAGUCGACCUUUCAGGCUGGAGGUGUAUGAUGCCGCCACGGCUACGGCUUCGGUCGGGUCUGUAUGUAGUCGGUCCGAAGCCCCGGAUUCAGCGUAUAGUGUGGGAGGGCGAGGGUGCAGCCAACGCUCCCCAGCCGGUCAGCUCCACCCCCCAGCCUCAGCCAACACCACCCACAACCCAGCCUGUACGUGGACACCCUGUUCAGCGCCGACCUGGGGGGUUCCAACCCCGGCCUCGGGGCCCCCGGAGGGGCGGAGUCAACAUGAGGAACAUGCGGGGGACAGGACACUGGAGGGGUCGACCAAUGAGAGGCAACUACAGGUCCCCACAGUUCUAGUGUAUUCAGCAUGUGACUAGAACCGUCGGACUUUCUGUAUCUCCCAGAUCAAGAGAAUGAAGAACUGAGUACAACAUUUGUUAAACUGAGAAGUUUGCUCUUCAGCUGUAUGUAAUGUGCAAAUGUUUAAAUGACAAGAUAAAUUGUUGUGCAAUUGUAGGUUCUAUAUUGAUGUGCAUCGCUAUGGAACUAGGGCGACCAUUUAUGGAGAAUUCUUUCUUGAAAUAUAAUUUCCUCCCUGUUGUGAAUCACAAACCACCUUUCAAAUGAAUGUUAUGUGCCAGAAAUGGUCAAAAAAUGUUUUACCCCCGGAAACCCAUUGUCAAUGUGUAAAUAUGUACAUAUGAUAUCAAACUUUCCAGGUUUUAUCAUGACCUUGAGUUAUGAGACUCUUCAGCAUUUCAUCAGUGUACAGACACGUGUGUGAAUUUCACUUCUCUGCCUGUCGGCCCAGCAUUUAAUGCUACACAUGUCAAAUCAUAGAUGUUGGUGAUGUUCCAGAUCCUUGUCUCUAGGAUAUCAGCAAAUAAUGACUGAAAUGAAUCAUCAAAUAAACAUGGCUACUGUAUAA
This is a messenger RNA of Haliotis rufescens (red abalone), 7923 nucleotides long. RefSeq names its product nucleoprotein TPR-like. NCBI's taxonomy places the organism in Eukaryota, Metazoa, Mollusca, Gastropoda, Lepetellida, Haliotidae. Bases 18 to 7352 code for a protein of 2444 amino acids. The record is from RefSeq and is a predicted model, not a curated record. The transcript has 64 exons. Gene Ontology annotation, cellular component: nuclear pore. Gene Ontology annotation, biological process: protein import into nucleus; mRNA export from nucleus. Gene Ontology annotation, molecular function: structural constituent of nuclear pore.